AUGGAGGAAUUAUAUGAAUCAGUCAAAGAUGUUGUUCUGUCCAUUAAAUCUUGGCUGCAGCACUUGGCAAAUAAUGUUACAAAGACCAGAGUAUUGAUACGUAAGGAGGAAAAGACCCUAACAGACAUGGGCAUUCCUUGUAUAGUCAGGAAACAAUCACAUGUAUGUUUCGUGACUUGGAAAAAACCAAUUGCUGAGAGAGUAAAGAUAAAUGUAGAUGGAAGUAGCUUGGGUAACCCAGACCAAGCAGGUGGAGGAGAAGUGAUUCGUAACGAAAAAGGGAUGGUGCUGGCAGCAUUUGCCACUAAUUUUGGGAUAGAGUCGAAUAAUGAAGCUGAGCUGAGAGCUACUAUUGAGGGACUUAAACUUUGCCAACAUAUAGGAGCUUUUCAUGUUGAUCUUGAAUGUGAUUCCAAGAUUGUUGUAGAUUGGAUGUUGAAACUCAAGUGCACAGUUUGGUACUUGUGGGAUUUUGGGGAGAAGUUAUUGAAUUUAAUGAGUUUAUUUGAAAUUCAGGUUUCACACUAG
Fraxinus pennsylvanica is the source of this 528-nucleotide messenger RNA. Lineage: Eukaryota; Viridiplantae; Streptophyta; Magnoliopsida; Lamiales; Oleaceae. The record is from the annotation of a GenBank genome assembly.